This is a messenger RNA of Syngnathus acus (greater pipefish), 1724 nucleotides long. RefSeq lists its product as uncharacterized. The coding region runs from base 235 to 1662 and encodes 475 amino acids. Gene Ontology annotation, cellular component: axoneme. Gene Ontology annotation, biological process: intraciliary transport. Lineage: Eukaryota; Metazoa; Chordata; Actinopteri; Syngnathiformes; Syngnathidae. The transcript has 8 exons. The record is from RefSeq and is a predicted model, not a curated record.
GAAACAAUUUUAGCGUCUUUUUCGUCAACAACGUGGUCACGUGACUCACGUGAUAUCACACCCAUUUACAGCCGUUAGUGAUAUUUCACCUCACCCUUUGUUUUGACUUAAUGACACCAUAAAGGCUCAAGUCGGGUUCGGUGGUUGGAAGCAAUCAAUUUUGAAGUACGGUAGCUUUGGUGUUGGGUAAAGUAAGAAAUCAUUUUCAUUUGUAAUUUGUACUGCAAGGAGGUGAUGAGUGUGAACCUGCCGAACUUGGCCCCGAAGACAAGAGAGGAAGGUAACGCUGCAAAGCGCAAUUUAAAAGCCUCUACAAUGUAUUCUCUGCCUGCAGCCUCAGGGCCGACCAAGUACCAUGCACGCAAAUCCUUCGAGGACAAGCUGGUUCCAUAUAGGAGUGGAGAUUACAGGCAGAAGUUACCUACAAUCAACGUGAACCCAAAGACUUACGAAUUGUCAACAAACCCCAACAUUAAAAAUCUCAAGCGACAAAAUGGUGACCUGCAGCUACAGUUGGUAGUAUUCAAAACACAGUCCAAAAUGAUGAGGAAUGUUCUACAUCGUCACUCGGUGGCACUGCAGGAAUACCAAAGAUUGGAAGGCAAUAUAUCUAAGAUACAAGAGCAGCACAUCAAUGAGGUCAAUGCCAUACGGAAUUUGCUCUGGAAGACUCGCUCCAGCUGUGACACUCUGGCAAAGAAGCUGCAGGACUCUGAGAAUGAGUUGUUCGACUCAAAAAAGAAAAUCCUGCAACUGGAAUCGCUGAUCUUUCAUAAUCCUACCAUGCUGGAAAAGGAAGAGCUCAGCCGCAGGUUGGAUGAGGCUACCAUAGAUCUGAAGGAGAAAACCAAACGGAUAUGGGAGCUAGAGAAGAAUAACAAGCUGCUUCAAAGCACACUCCAUCGACACAUAGCAGCAGAGCAAAAAAAGCUGUCCAAGACCACCGAUGUGUUCUACUGUCUGCAAGCACGAGUCUAUGCGUUAACUAGAGAAAUUCAAGAACGAAAAGAUGUACUGCAACACUACAAUCUACCUGGUCUGCGAUUUGAACAUUUGGCAAGCAAAAAAGAAACAUUGAACAAGAUUGUCCAGACUGAAGAAGUAGCAUCUCCAUUGACUGCGGAUGAGAGUUUGGUCAAGGGAGAUGUUCCUAAGCCUGACGAUGAGCUGCAAAAAUGGCUGAGAUCACCCAGCGGAGAUAGUGCACCAGGAAUGUCUUUGGCAGUUAAAUACCUUAAGACAAGGAGGAGGCUUAAAGAAGAACGUCAGAAAUUUACUGACUUGAAGGAAAUCCCUGAUCACCAAAUGGCAGGAGACUGUAGUGAACGAAAGGACGUAACAGAUGCCUCAAGGGUGGCCAUAGAAGAAGAGGAGGAGGAGGAGGAGGAGGAGGAGGAGGACGAUGAGGAGGAGGAUUGGAUAGGCACACAAAAUAGUCUAGGCUCUAGCAUCUUUGCUGACGCUAUGGACCAACUGUCACCCAGAGAAAUACCCAAGCGCACCCAUUUCUGUCUUCAGUAUGUGUUCACACCAGCAACUACAAAUCUGCACUUGGGGAAACCAGCCUAUAGCGGAUUGGACCAGAAGUCACUCGAGAGUCGGACACAUGGAAAAGCACCAACAAAGAAAGCAGGCCACAAUGCAGAAGAGGAUGACUAUUAGACUCUUCCUGAUUUGUUUUUUUCUUCUUCAAAUCAUGUUGACAGUCUCCUGGUGGUAGACGU